GGGCGGAAUAGCGGGUCCGGGCCGGGCGGCGCCUGGCCAAUGAUGUGGCGAGGCCCCGGAGCGCGGCGUUCAGCUGGCGGACAUUUAAAUGGGAGACGCCGAGAUGCUGAGGCACUCGGCGCGCCCUCCAUGGACUCGGGGGCCAAUCCAGCAGCUCAGCCACAGCCGCAGCAUCCUAGCUAACCCCGUGUGUCGCCCCGGGGGGAACAGGGGGCGCGGAACCGGCCCCUGGGGCAGUUCCACCGACUCUGGAAGACUAACAAAACUCCUCUGUCCCGAAGAAAAGAGCAGGAAGAAAGGACGCUCCGGAACAGGAUGGGUCGAACAGCCUACACUGUGGGGGCUUUGCUUCUGCUCUUGGGAACCCUGCUGUCUGCCACAGAAGGGAAGAAGAAAGGAUCUCAAGGCGCCAUUCCACCUCCUGAUAAGGACCAAUACAAUGAUUCAGAGCAGACUCAGACACCCCAACAGCCUGGAUCCAGGAACCGGGGGCGGGGACAGGGCCGGGGCACCGCCAUGCCAGGGGAGGAGGUCCUGGAGUCCAGCCAGGAGGCCCUGCACGUGACUGAACGCAAAUACCUGAAGCGGGACUGGUGUAAGACGCAGCCUCUCAAGCAAACCAUCCACGAAGAGGGCUGCAACAGCCGCACCAUCAUCAACCGCUUUUGCUAUGGCCAGUGCAACUCCUUCUACAUUCCCAGGCACAUCCGCAAGGAGGAAGGCUCCUUUCAGUCAUGUUCCUUCUGCAAGCCCAAGAAAUUCACCACCAUGAUGGUUACGCUCAAUUGCCCUGAAUUGCAACCACCCACUAAGAAGAAAAGGGUCACCCGGGUGAAGCAGUGUCGCUGUAUAUCUAUUGAUUUGGAUUAGGACCGAGACACCCAGCCUACCCUGAUGACUCAGCCUCAGACGUGCACUGUGCCAAGUACAAGGCAACUUGGCACUGCCUAUGCUCAAUCCCAGAUGCAAGAAGAACCACUCAUUGCCUUUUGGCAGGAGCAUGCAUGUGUGUAUUUGUGUGCCCGUUGGUGCAUCGCAUGCAUGUCUCAGGCACCAUGGGGGAUAAAACAAUCUCUUCUGGAGGGCACUUCCUAUUAUGUAAAGAGUAUCUGUUGCACUUGGGGAUGAUGCCGAUGACCCAAAUCCCGGGCAACUUCCCUGAGGCAAAUCACAGAGCAGGCAGAGAUGUUGUCUUGCUUUGCCUCAACCUUCAAUGCGCCUUCUCAGACAUCUAAGAUUCUUUUCAGAGUGAGUGCUGCAUGGACGGUGGUUACCCUGGGCUUUGUUAAUGGAGCAGGGAAGGCACUCUCCCAUCUGCAGUUGACUUAGAAAAGUGAUUUCUGAAGCUCCUUCCGCUAACCAGCCCUUCCUCCAACUUUUGGUCCAUGCCACCAAACCCAGAAUCAAUAACUAUUUCCAAAAAAUGCCCCCUCCUACCCCCAUAAGUUAUCCUUGAUAUCUUCUUACCAAGGUCUUUAUUUAUCAGUUUUCCUCUUUGCAAAAAAUAUUCCAGAUGGUUAAAGAAGGCAAAGAAAACAGAGGUGAGAUACAUUGAGGGGAGAGUAGUGGUCUAGGAGGUAGGAUUUAGGGAUGGUGAUCACAUGAACUUGGCAGGUUUAAGGUAGGGGGCAUGUAGGGAACUGAACAUGACAACACUGUAAAAUCAUCUUUUGAAGACAAGAUAUUUUUCAGCAUGAAACAGAACCUAAGUGAAGCAAGGAUUCAGUAAAUGUCUUGCAUAACACUCUCAGCUUUGUUGUGCAUUUUCAAAUGGACCUGAAUAAAACAUGGUGGCCUUAGCUCUGAUUUUCUUGACAUUAUUUGUAGGGGGCAAGAUUUUCAAUUGAAUUACUUCUCAACCCAAGAUCAAAUUUCUGCCUAGUUCAUUUUUCUAGUCCAUUGAAAUUCACAAAAUAUAAAAAGAACCAAGCUGUUACUACUAUCUGCCCCCUAUCCAACUCUGCCCCAUCUCCCCGCAAAUCUAGGGCUUAAAGCCUUCUGAAAAUUAUAUCAUUGUAUUAUUAUUAUUUACACAACAAGAAUUUAUUAAGAAUCUACUACAUGCCAGGCACUGUGGUAUGUACUGAGGAUACAAUGAAACUGGCUCUGCCCUCAAGAGGUCUACAUUAUGCUACUGAAUAGAAUCAGUCACUUUGGUUUGGAAGCUACUUGGCCUUCGCAUAACACAGGAUUGGGGAUGAUAAAGUAGAGGUAUAUGGGAGAUGCUGAUUACCCUAAAUUCAGUUCCCAGUCAGGGCCGUGGAGAGUUUCUAUAAAAUGGAGAUUCUCUUAUGGUCUCAACCUCAAGUUUGGUUUUGGAGUGUCAACCUCUUUCCCUGCUCCUUUUCAUGUCAUGGUGGCUGGACUACUUACUAACUAGGUCAGUUUGACUGAUAUUUAUCACCAUUUGUUCACAAAAAAAAGAUCCCUAGACUAUCUUCUCCAAGGCUAAACAGUCUGCCCAGAGAAUAAAGAAAAAUAUUACCAAAGGUCAAUUCAAGUUGGCAUGCUCUCUUUAAUUAUCAGCCCUGAGCACACAAGCAACAUACAAUCUUUAAGACACAGAUAUUUUGAAAAUAAAUUAAGUGAACCACCUAACGAGUCCUUUACCACCCCACCCCCCUACACUAGGAAUCAUAAGAAAUGGUGCUCAAAUCUUCUCCACCAAGAGUUCAGAUCUGGUACCUAUUUUUUUCUCUCUAAGAUAUAGAGCUUUUAUGGAGAAAAUGGCAUAGAAAAGUAUCUUUAACAGAAGACUCAAAUAAUUUUAAUUUUCUUCUCUUCAUAAAUUUAGUGAUAUUUUUGUUAAUGAGAAUUUUGCCAAAAAUUUAGCUCUUUCAGGAAGCCCUAAUCCUCAUUGUUCCAGAUCAGAAGGUGUCAAAUAUAUUACAGUUUAAAAGUCUUAAUAAAGCAUGGGAUAGAGGGGUGCAUGUUAGUUUAGCUAGGGGCAACACUAUGGUCAAGGUGUUUUGUUUUUCAGUCAAUAUUUUUUGAGAGAAGGAACAGAAGGUAAGAAUGGGGAGAAAAAGAGAAGAGGCAAGAGAGAAAAAGGGUAAGAAAGGAAGAACAGAGAUCUCCUGGGAAUGUUGUAUAUUAGUAUGAUUCAAAGAGAGAGAUUAAGAAUAGAAGCAUUUCCCUUUAUAGUCCUCUAUUGGGAAUUUUAAAGGAAAUCCCUGUUUUAUACAUGUUUUUAAAAUAAGGCAUUCAGAAUAAGAAAAUGUGUUUUUUAUCCAGUGAUACUGGGAUAUCUGAUGGGUGGUCAUUCCAAUAUCUAUUGGUCAAUUUCAUCUGCUUGGCUCUAAAUGAAACGGGAUAACUCCUAAUGGCUAUUCUUAACUUAGUGUUCAUCUGAAACCAGUAGGGGAACAAUGCUGAGGGUAUGAUCUGGGUUUUGUGUGUGUGUGUGUGUGUGUGUGUGUGUGUGUGUGUGUGUGUGUGUGUGUGUGUGUGACUAAACUGUUUUUCCAAAGUUUGGAGUUUAAUACAUUAAAACCAAAUCUUGCUUAUUGCCUUCUCAGCUCCACAAUUGGGAAUGGGAAUGAUGUGGAAACUCAAAGAUGAGGAGUUAAAAAAUUCAGAGUACUGACAACUCUCCAAGAAACCAUUUUCAGUCUUCCCACCCAAUAGCUAUAAAUAAGAACCAUGCAUUUUGAAACAGAAUUGAAAAUCCAACACUGGAAUUCAUUUUGAAUUCCUUUUCCAACUUUUAAUUUUCCAAUUAAAUUUCAUUUCCAAUUCCUUCCUGAUGAAUUUUAGACCCAAGGUGUUUACCCACUCAUAUAUACUGCCCUUCCCAUACCCACAAAAAUAUGCUUCCACUGUGGAAGCAUCUCGUCUACUCCUUGUAUUAAACCUCCCUGCCCCAAAUCUUGCUUUCAUUCAAAUCCUCAAACAGGAAAACAGAAUGGCUUUGAUUAAGCACACAAAUGCCUAAGCCAAAAUGGGGAGUGGGAAGAGGAAACAAGAAUGGGACCGAAAAUGUAAAACCACACUAGAGAGGAGAAAUAACAUUCAGAACCAGUAAACACUGAAUUUCUCUUGUUGUUUUAACUCUGCCACAGGCAUGUGAUUUUGUUAAAAAGAGAUGACUUAAGUGGCCAGCAAUAAUCUUCCUUUUAGUAGCCUGUACCACAGUCUUGCAUUUGGGGAGGAUUUGGCUCCAGUAAAGAGAGUUUCCUUAAAAUUAACUUCCCAAGGAUAAUCAGCAGCAUGACUACCCUCAAAGCAGAACCGGGCAAGCAAAGAGUGCUCUACUUGUCUUAUUAUGCCACUGUUGAUGAAGGUUAGCAUGAGGAUAGUCUAUAUUCAUUCCAUCAUUUUCUUAAAAUGCCACAUUGGUUACAUAUUAUAUCAGGUACUUACUGAUGAUGCAAUUACACACAUGCAUUUGCUGUAGAUUUAUUCAUUUUGAUAGUGAGAUAGACAUGAUUUCAAUCUUUCCUAUUAAAAUAAUGCCAAACACUGAAUUUGCAUAUUAUGACAUACACCAGACAUCUUUUAGAAUACAUAUUUUAUAUAUACAUAUAUAUACUUUGAAAGUUUUUGUCAUCUGCAUUUCUUUGAAGAUUAAAAUUAAUAAUAAUAAUUAUGAUAAGGGAAGAGAGAAAUUUGGAGAUAAAGGAGAUAAUUUCCACUGUGUGGAAUGUGAAUAAACAGAAAGAUAUGGAUAUUUAAUGUUAUUAUUAAUUCAUAUAUUUUGUUCAGUGUGAUAAGAGCGAUUUUUUCCCUUUUGUAUGACUUCCUCUGAAUUGGGCAAAGGAGAAACUGGCUUCUCCUAUGUGGUUGAAAGCUUUUUUGUAUGGGGAUGAUAUUUAUUCAGAGGGCGAUAAGAAACUUUGUUGUACCUGUGCACAUAUAAGUAUUGUGGUUAUGAAAAAUUAUUGGGCUGACAUCUAUCUUUCAUGUUUCAGAGGUUAACUUUCUGAAGCAAUAUUCAUAAAGACUUUAAGCAAGACUUGUGAAGACUUAAGAUGUACAGAAAGGAAAUACCAAAACCAGCAAUAAUUCUCCAUCACCAAUAAAAUUGCCUUAAGGAAAGAUGUUAAAUGCCAAUUUUAUGCAUAACACAUUUGGAUGGUUAACUAAUGCAUAAGACUGAAAGUUCUGUUGAUCUCUCAUUCCCCAAGAUAUUUAAUAUAAACUGUAUCAUGUAUUUAAACUUCUCCUUUAUUAUAAAAAGUCUAUAGGCUGUGAGGUGCCUUAUUUUUUUAUGUGUGUUCAUGGAUUCAAAAAGAAUUUUGGUUUAAAAUGAAUUUUUAUUGAUAUGUAAUUGAAUAGGAUCAGAAUUUUUUCUCCAAGAAUUUUAUAUAUAACCUUUUCUCAAGGGUAACCAAUAAAUUAAACCUCUUCUAUA
Monodelphis domestica (gray short-tailed opossum) is the source of this 5353-nucleotide messenger RNA. RefSeq names its product gremlin 1, DAN family BMP antagonist (gene GREM1). Gene Ontology annotation, molecular function: receptor ligand activity; BMP binding. The record is from RefSeq and is a predicted model, not a curated record. NCBI's taxonomy places the organism in Eukaryota, Metazoa, Chordata, Mammalia, Didelphimorphia, Didelphidae. Gene Ontology annotation, biological process: animal organ morphogenesis.